Camellia sinensis is the source of this 636-nucleotide messenger RNA. RefSeq names its product aspartic proteinase CDR1-like. Lineage: Eukaryota; Viridiplantae; Streptophyta; Magnoliopsida; Ericales; Theaceae. Gene Ontology annotation, cellular component: extracellular region. The record is from RefSeq and is a predicted model, not a curated record.
AUGGCAACCAUUGUUACAACAUUCUAUUCACUCUCCUUCUCUAUAUUUGCAAUCCUAGUGUCCAUCAUCUUUCUAUCUAUGUUUUCCCUCAUUGAAGCUAACAAUUUUGGAUUUAGCGUAGACCUAAUCCAUAGAGAUUCACCAGAUUCCCCCUUUUACAAUUCUUCAUUAACUCAUUUUGAUCGAGUGAUCAACGCUUUACGACGUUCACACAGUUGUGUUAACUAUUUCACCUCAGCUUCCAUGUCACCACAAUCUGCCUCAAGUGAAGUAAUCCCUUCUGAUGGCUCCUAUUUGAUGAAAAUAACAGUUGGCACACCACCCUUCAAUAUCCUAGCAAUUGCUGACACGGGCAGUGACCUUACAUGGACACAAUGCUUGCCUUGUAGGAACUGUCACAAGCAAAAACUCCUCCCUUUAAUCCUAAAAGUUCUUCAACGUACAAAGAGUCAAGGUGUUGUUGCCACUGAUACAAUCACCUUGGGUUCGACUAAUGGCCAACCAACAUCCUUUUCAGGGAUAAUUUUUGGGUGUGGCUUUAGCAAUGCUGGCACAUUCAAUGAUGAGGGCUCAGGGCAUAGUUGGUCUUGGUGGUGGAACAGUUUCUCUUAUUUCGCAAAUUUUCCUAUUGUUUGA